AUGACGAAGGAGGGUACCAAUGCUCGACGAGUUACCUUCUCGAAAUGCCAACCGGGGCUGUUCAAGAAGGCAGGUGAAGUAUCUACUCUUUGUGCCGUCGAGACGGCCCUCAUCCUUCUCUCUCCUAGAGGCAAGCCUUUCUAUCUUGGUCGCCCUUCUGUGGGUGCAGUCCUAGACAGGUCUGAGCGUCCAAAGAUGGCUUGUAUUGAUGCUAAUCAACGGGCACAAAUCGAUAGAGACCGAAACAUUGAGGAAAUAAAGAAACAAUAUGCCCAUCUGCUCGAUCAACUGAAAGUUGGAAAGGAAGGAGGUAAAGAGCUGGAUGAUAUUAAGGCCCUGCCAUUCGAAAAAUUCAGCUUCGCUGAGUUUAAGGUAUUCGAUGAAUGGCUGGAAGAUGUCGAGAAAGCGGUGGACAAGAGAAGGAUGGAGCUCUUGGCCUUAGAGGCGUCAAGUUCAACUCCACGCCCAAGAGCUGCCGAUGCCUCCAUCGGAAGCCAGACCGAUGAUGAACCUCGUAAUGCAGAAGCUGGAAAUGAGUAA
Messenger RNA from Rhodamnia argentea, 540 nucleotides. Its product is annotated as agamous-like MADS-box protein AGL61. The record is from RefSeq and is a predicted model, not a curated record. NCBI's taxonomy places the organism in Eukaryota, Viridiplantae, Streptophyta, Magnoliopsida, Myrtales, Myrtaceae. The coding region runs from base 1 to 540 and encodes 179 amino acids. The transcript has a single exon. Gene Ontology annotation, molecular function: RNA polymerase II cis-regulatory region sequence-specific DNA binding; protein dimerization activity; DNA-binding transcription factor activity, RNA polymerase II-specific. Gene Ontology annotation, biological process: regulation of transcription by RNA polymerase II.